Molecule: messenger RNA, 2348 nt
Organism: Prorocentrum cordatum
Lineage: Eukaryota; Dinophyceae; Prorocentrales; Prorocentraceae
Source: the annotation of a GenBank genome assembly
AGAAUAAUUGCUGAAGAUCUGAUUUGUAAGAGUACGGUUUUACCCUCGUUGAGCUCCGACCGUAGCCGCGGUAUUGAGGUGAUGCUGAAGGCGUUCCCAUGUGCCGACAUCAACAUUGUGUCGUCAGCAUACAGGAUUUCCUUUGUGAUGACGUAAGGUUUCCGGCAUUCUUCCUGCAUGUCUGUCUUCAUUUCGGUGUCCGCGGCCUCCAUUUGCACCGACAUCACGAUGAUGAACAGAUAAGGAGAUAGCGGGCAGCCUUGUGCUAUACCUGCAUUUUGUGGCCGCUGAGAGGACUUGGCUUGCCCGUCUUUGGCAACAAACUUACGCGCAGUGUAGAUUGCCUCAACCAUAUCGACCACAGGUGCGGGGAUCCCAAAUUGACGUAAGGCGUGUAGUAAACAAUUAGGCUUAAUCCGGUCAAACGCUUUGCUCCAGUCAAGCAGUAGUAUUGACAACUCCCUAUGCUUAUCCUCCAGCGUGGCGUCGAUGAGUCGGCGCGCCAAGAAUAGUGCAUCUGCUGUGCCAUACUGUGACUCCCGCAGGCGCUGUUCUACUCUUCCGGUCUUGAGCCUAUGUAGUAAAACACUUGCCAAUACUUUGUACCCAACGGCCAAAAGAGAAUUCGGGCGAUAAUUUUGUGGCUGUGAUGUGUCUCCGUUUUUGAACACUGUCACAAUUGAAGCCUCCCGCCAUUCUUCUGGAAUCUGUUUUUGUUGCCAGCAACUGUCGCAGAGCUCUCUGAUGAUGUCCAAGGCGUAGUUGUUCGACCAUAAGACUUGCCACACAUCUGGAGGAACACCAUCGUUCCCGGCUGCUCCUUGAACACGCAGAACCUUGACUGCCCGGCGUACUUCUUCCAACGUGACGGGUCCAGUAUUGAUGUGUAAAUGCGCCGCGUGGUUUUCAACAUCAGGAAGUUGUUCGGGACCUUCGUACAAUUUCCAGUGUUCUUCUUGCAGAUAAUCUGCCAUUGUCUCUGCUUUCUUUUCUGCGUCCACCAAAUCCCCGUGUUUGUCACGUAAUCGCCCGUGACGUGUUUGUUUCUUCCGGAGAGAACGAACCGCUUGCCAGUCUCCAUGCUCGAUCGCUUCGUUCAGCCAGUGCUUCUUGUCAGCGCGCGCAGAUACGUGCACCUGCUUGUUGAGCUCUUUUAUAUCUUCGCGGUUGCCCUGCAUUCGCGCAGCAUUCCUUUGCGCAAUGAGAAAUAAAGUCCGCGAUGAUAUCCAUGGCCUGUGCGGCGUGGCGGAAAGGAGCGGCACGUGAUCCGAAGCAGAAUCCAUCAUACAUUGGGCAAUCGUUGUUGCUUUACUCUGUAAUGAAUGGCAAGGACGCUUAUUCCCCCAAUUGUUGAUGAAGCCAUCAACGUAUUUCUUGGCGAUAGGCUCGCUCUGCAAAGAUUUCCAAUCAUAGCGGGGAGGUCGCCGGGCUCGUUCAGCAAUAGGUAUCGCAAUGUUCAGAUCGACAAUGCAUGCGAAAUGAUGAGACUGCAAGGCCCGCGUCCGGUCACACCAGAUAUGCUGGAUAUUGGAGAGCCACUUGCUGUCAACGACGACGUGGUCAAGUUGUUCAAAUUUACCCGGCUCGAUCGGGCGACGCCAAGUCCGACGCCAAAUCCGACGUCAAGCCCGACGCCAAGUCCGACGCCAAGCCCGACGCCGAGCCCGACUCCAAGUCCGACGCCAAGCCCUCCGACGCCGAGCCCGACUCCAAGUCCGACGCCAAGCCCGACGCCAAGCCCGACGCCAAGUCCGACGCCAAGCCCGACGCCAAGCCCGACGCCAAACCCGACGCCGACCCGACGCCGAGCCCGACGCCAAGCCCGACGCCAAGUUUGACGCCGACGCCAGGUCCGUCGCCGACGCCAGCACCGACGCAUGCGCAGGUGGCCGCCGUCGGCGACCCACACCUGCAGAAUAGGUCAGACCAGGCGCAGCCCGGAGGCUUCCACUUCAACACUCGCGGCGCGCGAGACAACAAGCCGAUGUGGGUGAACUUCGGGCCGGUGGAGCUCAAAGUCGUCCACUGUCACACUGGCGAGGGGCAGCAGUAUCUGAACGUCUACCUUAAGAGCCUUCGGCGUGCUGGGUUUCAUGUCGGAGGGCUGCUGGGCGAGGAUGAUUGCACGGAGGCUGCGACGCCCGAGGCAGGGUGCCAGAAGACGAUGUCCCUAUCGGCGGGUCUGGAUGGUCAAGCUGCGCAUCGACAGGGCUCCACCGCAAUCGGUUAUUGAGCCCGCCUGCCCUGCCGUGGUGCAGGAUUAUAAAAUACCAUAAAAUUAGGUGAGCGCCCUCGCGGCUGGACCUGGAUUUUGGCCAGAUCCUCCGUAAUCUACGGCGCCUCCAGCA